CUGAUUUGGAGUAUCAAUGGCAGAACCUAAUCGUAGCAAUCAAGAUUCACCUGAUGCAACAACCAUCGAUCUACAGAGCAUCGCUCACUUCCUUAAUCAAAUCACUGCACUGCAAACUCAAUUGAGUCGAGGUAACAAUCCAAUUCCUACCCUUUUUUGAAUUCGGCACAAGAAUCGUCAAACCCUUACUAUCUUCAUGCUUCUGAGAAUCCUGGAGUAUCGAUUACGAAUGUGAUCUUGAAUGGAAAGAAUUAUGGAUCUUGGAGGAGAGCAAUGGUAUUGGCGUUGGAAUCGAAGAACAAAUUUGGUUUCGUGGAUGGAACGAUAACCAAACCAGAAAAAGGCGAUAGCUUGUUUGAACCCUGGAAAAGGUGUAAUACAUACGUAGUGUCUUGGCUUAAUCUUUCUCUGGAGUCAAGCAUCUCUCAAUCUGUGAUAUGGAACAAUGUUGCCCAUGAUAUUUGGAACGAACUUGAGCACCGAUACCACCAGGGUGAUAGGUACCGAGUGGCUGAGCUUCAAGAAGAAUUGUAUGCCAUAAGACAAGGCGAACUUGAUGUAACUUCAUAUUACACAAAAUUGAAGACAAUUUGGGAAGAGCUGGAUAAUUUCAGAAGCAUUCCAAUGUGCCAAUGUGGCGUAACCUGUAAUUGUGGAUUAGGAGUAAUUAGGAGUCACAGGUCUGAAGAUCAAAUAACCAGGUUCUUGAGAGGAUUAAAUAAUCAAUAUUCUGCUGUGAGAUCACAAGUGAUGAUGAUGAAUCCUCUUCCUAGCUCGAACGAUGUAUUUGCAAUGCUCACCCAACAAGAAAGACAAUUCCAAAGUGAAUUGCUCUCCCCACAGAUCGUGAACAAUUCUACUCUUUCCUUGAACUUUGUGGAAUCUGGACAAAACAGAGGGAAAGGAAGAGGUAGAGGAGGAAGAAAUCAAAGCGGAAGAGGACAAAGUAGAAAGGUGCAAUGUGCACAUUGUAGGAAGCUAGGACACAACAUUGAAUCAUGCUACAAGAAGCAUGGUUAUCCUCCACACUUGAAGCAAAUGAUUAGUAGAGAAGCUGCUGUAAACUACAUGACAACAGCAGCAACUGAGGAAGACAAUGAGAAAUUCAGUAGCCAACUGGUCGGAGGUAAGGCUGUCAAUUCUGAAUUUACUGCAGAGCAAAAACAAGCUUUAUUAGCACUCUUGGGCAAUUAUGAGUUAAAGCCUAUUCAAAGCACUGACCAAAUUGUGACACAAUCACAGUCACCACCUCAUCAAGGACUGCAGUUCCAUGAGGAUAAUUGGCAAAGCUGAAUCUGAUGGAGGCAUUUAUACACUGAAAGCUGAAGCGAGGAAUCUGCAAUUUGGCACAAGCAUUAACACAUGCAUCAUGAAUAUACAAGGCAUAAGAGAUAAGGACUUAUGGCAUUAUCGACUAGGACAUCUAUCAUGUAGUGGUUUAAUUGACAUGAAAAAACAUUAUAAUUUCAUUACCUAUGACAUUGAUGAGAAUCCCUGUCAUGCAUGUCACUUGGCAAAGCAAAAGUUGCUGCCAUUUAGCUUAAGCACUACCAAAUCACAACAUUGUUUGGAUAUGAUACAUGUAGAUAUAUGGGGACCUCUCUCCAUUCCUUCAAUAAAUGGACACAAAUAUUUUCUUACUAUAGUAGACAAUAAGUC
Arachis duranensis is the source of this 1659-nucleotide messenger RNA. RefSeq lists its product as uncharacterized. Bases 274 to 1293 code for a protein of 339 amino acids. The record is from RefSeq and is a predicted model, not a curated record. The transcript is spliced from 2 exons. Lineage: Eukaryota; Viridiplantae; Streptophyta; Magnoliopsida; Fabales; Fabaceae.